Molecule: messenger RNA, 1428 nt
Organism: Rosa rugosa (rugosa rose)
Lineage: Eukaryota; Viridiplantae; Streptophyta; Magnoliopsida; Rosales; Rosaceae
Product: thaumatin-like protein 1b
Exons: 3
Coding region: 30-914 (294 amino acids)
Biological process (GO): defense response
Cellular component (GO): extracellular region
Source: RefSeq, a predicted model, not a curated record
AAAGAAAACCUUUAGAUCCACGUACAACAAUGGCUUUCAGUCGAUUUUCAAAGCUCGUACUCUCUCUCUGUCUCAUUCACUUCAUUUCAGGUGGUUACUCGGCGACGUUUACGAUUACAAACAAGUGCAGCAACACAAUUUGGCCGGGCAUUUUGUCAAACUCCGGGACGGCGCAGCUUUCUACUACCGGGUUUGCUUUACAAUCCGGGGAGUCUAGCUCGAUAGCCGUUCCGGCUUCGUGGUCGGGUAGGCUAUGGGGGCGGACUCUGUGCUCUCAGGACCCGACCACGGGAAAGUUCAGUUGCGUUACGGGAGAUUGUGGCUCGGGUACUGUCGAUUGUGCCGGAAGUGGAGCUGCGCCUCCGGCAAGUCUGGCGGAGUUUACCCUGAACGGAGCGGACGGGCUGGACUUCUACGACGUCAGCCUCGUGGACGGAUACAACCUCCCCAUGUUGGUCGUGCCCCAGGGCGGGACCGGAGGCAACUGCACCACCACGGGCUGCGUCGUGGACCUCAACGCCGGGUGUCCGUCGGAGCUGAAGGUGACCACGGCGAGUAACAGUGGCGUGGCGUGUAAAAGCGCGUGCGAGGCGUUUGGGGAUCCCAUGUACUGCUGCAGUGGGGCGUACGCGACCCCUGACACCUGCAAACCGAGCUCGUACUCUCAGUUCUUUAAAAAUGCGUGCCCCAAAGCGUACAGCUACGCCUAUGACGACGGCACCAGCACCUUCACUUGUGCCGCCGCCGACUACCUCAUCACUUUCUGCCCAGCCCCCGCCACCAGUGUGAAGUCGGCGAAUGGCCAAAUCCCUGUUGCGGCCGGCGUCUCAGCCGGUUCACGUCGUUCGAUACCGAACGUCAUCGUUUUCGCCACCUUGUUGGCGGCAGUUUGGCGGUUGCUGCCGCUAUUCUGAUUCCUCUUCGCGGGUUUCAUACUAUUCAAUCAUUUACGAACGAGUCUCAGACUCCAAGAUCGACCUAGUUUUAGACUGUGGUGGGCCCACGCAAAUUUUGACAAGAAGCGGGAGCCAAUUAUUCUUCUGACGUGGCUAGACUCGAGAGCAUUGUCCUGUCUUUUGCCCUAGAUUCAAAUUGUUAGGGCAAAAGCUUUAAUGAUAGAAACAAACACAUGCAGCAAAUUGUACACACGGUGAUCCACGUCCUUGGAGUUGAAAGAACAAAUCAGGAGCGUUGCUUUUUGCGGCCAUGAUGGGAUUUCAUUUUUUUAAUUGUUGUUAUUUAUGUUUUUUAGAUCAGAAUCUGUGAAAUAAAUAAUAGGAAGAAGCUAGCUAAGCUAGAAUGUCAUUAGCUGGAAAUACAAUUCUUUUUGCAACUAAUGCCAAAGAGAUGGAGCUAAUGUGAUGUAUUCUCCUUUUUAGUGUAUAUAAUUUGGGAGCUAGUAUUUAAUUCAUCAUUUUUCUUUUGUCA